Messenger RNA from Mucor mucedo, 809 nucleotides. RefSeq lists its product as uncharacterized. Gene Ontology annotation, biological process: ribose phosphate metabolic process; nucleoside phosphate metabolic process. The coding region runs from base 24 to 785 and encodes 253 amino acids. The record is from RefSeq and is a predicted model, not a curated record. The transcript has 4 exons. Gene Ontology annotation, molecular function: ADP-glucose pyrophosphatase activity; ADP-ribose pyrophosphatase activity. NCBI's taxonomy places the organism in Eukaryota, Fungi, Mucoromycota, Mucoromycetes, Mucorales, Mucoraceae.
UUUUUUUUUUUACCAUUAUUAUAAUGUUGCCCUCAGUAAAUAUUGCCUUACAGAAAGUGCCCUUGACAGGUUCCUUUGCAGCCUCAGAAUUAAACAAAGUGUUGACAUUUCAACCAUUUAAAGACUGGCUUCAAGCAUUUUCUGAACAGCAAGAAUCGCGUCGUAAUGAAAUGGAUGUCAAUUCGAUCGAUGUCCAAAGUAUUGAUUAUUUUGGGUCAGAAAAAAUCGGUUUUGUAAAAUUCAAAGCCAAUGUUACUUUUAAAGAAACCGGUAAGAAUGCACCCGGCAUUGUGUUCAUGAGAGGUGGUGCUGUUUCCAUGAUGAUUGUUUUAAGAGCAAAAAAUGAGGAGGAUAAAAUUAUAUUGACUCUUCAGCCUCGAGUACCUGUACCCCAUCUUUCUUUUCCAGAAUUGCCUGCGGGUAUGUUGGAUGGUUCAGGUAAUUUUGCAGGUACAGCUGCGAAGGAGAUUGAGGAAGAAACAGGGCUUGUGAUCAAAGAAGAUGAGCUUCAUGAUAUGACUCAGUUGGCUUAUGGUGAUAAAUGGCGAGGUGUAUAUCCUUCCGCUGGAGGAUCAGACGAGUUUUUAAGAUUAUUUGUUUGUAUCAAAAACAUGGAGGGUUCCGAGAUUAAUAAGCUGGAAGGUAAAUUGAGUGGACUCAGAGAUCAAGGAGAAAGUAUCACAUUGAAACUAGUUCCAUUGAAGGAUGCCUGGAAAUCUUCACCUGAUGCUAAGCUGUUAUCAAGUCUAGCACUUUAUCAUUCUCUUAAAAAUAAACUUGUUUAAUAAAAUCAAGCUUUUUGAGAUUUC